Molecule: messenger RNA, 2209 nt
Organism: Sinocyclocheilus rhinocerous
Lineage: Eukaryota; Metazoa; Chordata; Actinopteri; Cypriniformes; Cyprinidae
Product: spermatogenesis-defective protein 39 homolog
Exons: 19
Coding region: 88-1542 (484 amino acids)
Biological process (GO): intracellular protein transport; vacuolar transport
Cellular component (GO): cytoplasm
Source: RefSeq, a predicted model, not a curated record
UUUAUUUUGGCGACAUAUUAAAACCAGGAACUAGUAGGAAAGAAAUCUGACUUUUCAUGUGUCGAUUUUCACUCUUAUAUUUCGAAGAUGACACGGGCCAAACCAGAGGAUGAUGAGUACUGGAACAGCUCCAAAUUUAAAGCGUUCACAUUUGAUGAUGAAGACGAUGAGUUUUCACAGCUGAAAGAGUCCAAACGGGCCGUGAACAGCAUCCUGGUGGACGAUGAUGAUGAGGAUGAGGAUGAUGUUGAGAGAGUCAGCUGGAGUGGGGAACCUGUGGGAAGCAUCUCUUGGUCGGUGAAGGAAACUGCCUCCAGUAUCCGCUCAGGCAGUGAGCAGAGCUUUCCCAAAAUAGACACCACUCCUUCACUGUCCAAACAGGGGUCUGGAUACUCCCUGAGCUCCCUGUUUAAAGCAAAGAGCAAACCUGGUGCUUUCCAGUCCUUCUCCGAGUCUUUUAGCGACACAUCUUCUAGAACAUACGCACCAGAACUGAGGAAGCCCAAGUCAGAUGGAAAGGAUGUUGUCAGUGACCUGAGUCCUGAGGAAACCGUGAGGAGAAUGCAGAAAGGACGGGCAUUUUCCCUAGAAAAGUUCCGCUCUCUGCAGGACAAACUUCUGCUGCUGGAUGAAGCAGUUGCUGUUUAUGAUGGCAACGUCAUCACUGCUGUCUUGAUAUUUUUAAAAAAGUCAUUAAGUAAAGAAAUCCUCUUUCGAGAGUUAAUGGCGAGAGAUGUGGCUUUGCGUCAUUAUGUUCACUAUUUAAAAGAGAUGGGAGAGCAAAAGCUUUUGGUCGAGUUACUGAAGGCUCUUGGCAGGACAGAAGAUAUGGCGUUGAUGCAUUACAAAGAACACUUAAAUAUUAAGGAUGAAGGUCGAAGAAGAGACUUCCUCAAAAGUUGUCUCAGCCUUCCUUUCUCUCAAGAUGACGCCACUUACGUUCAAGACCACUAUACACUCCUCGAGAGGCAAAUAAUCAUAGAGGCUAGUGACAAGAAGGCAGUUGCAGAAAUCUUUAAGAAGUUCCCUAGAAAAGCGUCCAUCCUUAAUAUGCCAAUCAUCACCACACUGUACUACUCCUGCUUUUACCAUUAUGGAGAGUCAGAGGGAACUUUUAGCAGCCCUUCGAACAUUAGAAAAACUUUCCGGAUUUCAGAAAAGCAGUACAUUCUCACGGCUCUUGGCGCAAGAGCGAAGUUGAAGUCCUGGUUUGAUGUGGAUAGUCUGUUCAACACCAAGAACUGGCUGGGAUACACCAAGAAAAGAUCUCCCAUUGGCUUUCACAGAGUGGUGGACAUCCUGCAUAAGAACAGCGCCCCUGUACAGGUGCUGCAGGAGUAUGUGAACCUCAUCGACGACCCAGACCUCAAACUCAGCGGGGCUCUGAAAUAUAAAUGCCAUGAUAUCGUCAUCAAUACAUACAGAGACCUGAAGGACCGGCAGCAGCUUAUCGUUUACAGAGAGAAGCUGGAACGAGACUCGCCUGAAUACAGGAAGAUCCAGGAUCUCCUUAAUAACGUGCAAAUCAGAUGGAAAAACUGACACUUGGAUCCUGACACGAGGCAGUGGUGGGCAGAUGUUUGUCAGAGCUCUUUAAUAGACAAUGUUACACAAAAAACACUAUGAAGCUGCUUAAUACGGAGUUAAUCCUGAACAAACAGGACUGAGAUCCUCACAGGAAUCGAACAUUUCAGAGAACCAGUGGAGUGAGUCAUUCUGAGUGAUUCUUUUGCAAAUGUAUCUGUUCAGUAUGAUUAAACUGCCAAGUGUCCUUCUGCCAACUCUACAGGUGAACAUUUCUAAAGAAAUAAGGGAGGCUAUCAGUGGUUGCUGACGUGAACAUACUCUUCAACCCCUCACACCUUUUUGUUUGCCUGUAUAUGGAUUUUUGAACAUUCCUCACCCCUCUUUUUUAUUUUUUAUUAAAAAUAAUACGAUACUGAACUGUUUAUACAGGUUUUCUGGUAUGAAGAAAAGAAUAUGACUGAAGAUUUGAAUCUUGGUAAGAUAAAAGCUGUUAAAGAUGUUUUGACUGUUUCGACAGUACAGAUUUGACUUGAUUGCAGGGUAACCACACAGUUUCUGUAAACGGAGGAUGGUUUCUAACCACAAAUUGAGUGCAUGGUAGCAGUAUGAGCCAGGAAGUUCCCCUGUGGCGUCAUUUUGGAUCAUAAAAUAAACUGUGUGUCACAUAACCUUUUUCAUUGGA